AUGAGCAAAAAGCAGUGGCCAAUUUUACUGGAGAAAGUAAAAGUGAAGAGUUGGGGAGAAACUCUGCUGAGUGAGUUUGGGCUGAGUGAAGAGAAUAAGACCAGGGAAAAUUUCUCGGAGCCCACAAAACUGCACCUCCCCGGUCGCAGGUUCAAUUGUUCGGUCUCCUCGUUGCGAGGACCUGCAUCCGCCGGUCUCAGGAGCGAGUUCAGGGCCUCACGCAGAGUGGUGACUCUUCCCAUAGCCCCGGGCCACUCCCACUAUAUCGUCCAGCAGUGCUUCCGCGCCUCUGCCAAGGUUCUGCACCGGCCUGAGGUAACUCAGCAGUGGACCGCACUACUUCAUAAGCCCAGUCUUCACCUAACCCCUGCUCCACCGCCUUGCGAGCGCCGCGCCUGCGCGCUCUGCCAGUCCCUCUCUGCCAAAAAGACCCAAAUCUACAGGCGGGAGGAUGGCGGAGUGCGAAAAAGUGCCCGCCCGCCCGCCAUGCGCAGGCGCAGUCACCCUACCGGGCCCGAGCGCGGGAGGCUAGCAGCUGCUGUUGGCUUUCUGGCUGUGUCCAGUGUCAUCACAAUGUCCGCUCCUUUCUUCCUGGGGAAGAUCAUCGAUGUCAUCUAUACCAACCCCACUUCGGACUAUAGCGAGAGCCUGACCCGCCUCUGCCUGGGGCUCACCUGUGUGUUCCUGUGUGGAGCUGCUGCCAAUGCUGUCCGUGUCUACCUCAUGCAGUCCUCAGGUCAGCGCAUUGUGAACAGGCUUCGGACUUCACUUUUCUCUUCUGUCUUGAGGCAGGAGAUUGCUUUCUUUGAUAAGACUCGCACAGGAGAACUGAUUAACCGCCUCUCAUCUGACACUGCACUGCUAGGGCGCUCAGUGACUGAAAACCUCUCAGAUGGGCUCAGGGCUGGAGCCCAGGCCUCAGUGGGUGUGGGAAUGAUGUUUUUUGUGUCACCAAGUCUAGCCACCUUUGUUUUGAGUGUGGUGCCUCCAAUGUCCAUCCUUGCAGUGAUUUAUGGCCGAUAUUUGCGGAAACUGAGCAAAGCCACACAGGACUCGCUGGCACAAGCCACACAGCUGGCUGAGGAGCGCAUUGGGAACCUAAGAACUGUCCGAGCCUUUGGGAAAGAGAUGAUGGAGGUAGAGAAAUACACUGGCAGAGUGGGCCAUGUGCUGCAGUUAGCAAGGAAGGAGGCCUUCGCUCGAGCAGGCUUCUUUGGAGCAACAGGGCUCUCCGGGAACCUGAUCGUGCUCUCUGUGCUGUACAAAGGAGGGCUGAUGAUGGGCAACGCUCACAUGACCGUGGGCGAGCUCUCCGCCUUUCUCAUGUAUGCCUUCUGGGUUGGAUUAAGCAUUGGAGGUCUGAGCUCUUUCUACUCCGAGCUGAUGAAAGGACUGGGUGCUGGCAGCCGUCUCUGGGAGCUCCUGGAGCGGCAGCCCCAGCUGCCUUUUGACGAGGGUGUUACACUAAAUGAGCAGAAUUUCCAGGGCGCCUUGGAGUUCAGGAAUGUGCACUUUGCCUAUCCGGCUCGCCCAGAGGUAUCCAUAUUCCAGGAUUUCAGCCUUUCCAUCCCAUCAGGAUCUGUCACAGCGCUGGUUGGCUCCAGUGGUUCUGGCAAAUCCACUGUGGUUUCACUCCUCCUGCGACUGUAUGAUCCCAUUUCUGGGACUAUCAGUCUUGAUGGGCACGACAUCCGCCAGCUAAAUCCUGUCUGGCUGAGAUCCAAGAUUGGGACUGUCAGUCAGGAGCCAAUUUUGUUCUCUUGUUCCAUCGCUGAGAACAUCGCUUAUGGUGCCUCCAGCCCAUCCUCAGUGACCGCAGAGCAGGUGCAGAGAGCAGCGAAUGUGGCCAAUGCAGCAGGGUUCAUCCGGAGCUUUCCCCAGGGCUUUGACACCAUGGUCGGGGAGAAGGGGAUUCUCCUGUCAGGUGGACAGAAACAGCGGAUUGCAAUUGCCCGUGCACUGCUUAAGGACCCCAAAAUUCUUCUCCUAGAUGAAGCAACCAGCGCGCUGGAUGCCGAGAAUGAGCACCUGGUGCAGGAGGCCCUUGAUCGACUGAUGGAGGGCAGAACGGUGCUGAUCAUCGCCCACCGCCUGUCCACCAUCAAGAAUGCUCACCUUGUGGCUGUGCUUGACCAGGGAAGAAUCAUUGAACAUGGAAAACAUGAAGAGCUGCUUUCAAAGCCCGAUGGGAUAUACAGAAAACUAAUGAACAAGCAGAGUUUUAUUUCAGCAUAAAGAACAGUUACUGAGGGAUUAAAGAUGAAACUCGAAAGCAAAGUAGCACUGCAGAAGAAAAUUUUGAGAGACUAUGAAAUCUGUAAAUGAUACUUCAAAUUAUUUGAAAUAUACCUAUUUUUUCAAAGUAUGUAAAAACUGCCUCAAAAUGCAUUCUCAAGAUCUUAUUAGAGUUUUAAUAAUUAUACAUUUUUAAAUGUCUAUAGCACUGAAUCUGUUUUCAGGUUUUGUGCUUUGUUUUGGAAUACUUUAAUUAGCAUGGCACCUCAUUUUUUUGUCUACUGUUACAUAUUCAAGCAACUGUUCAAAUGACAGUUGUUUUGUUUUGUUUUUGGUACCAGGGAUUGAACUCAGUGCCUUAUACUUGUGAGGCAGGCAGCAGCACCAUUGAGCUAAACCUCAGGUCCAGAUGACAGCUUUUUAAAGGGGGUUAUAGGGCCAGGGAUUUCGCUCAGUGGUUCUGCUGCCUGCCUCGCAAGUACAAGGACCUGAGUUCAAUCCCCAGUACAAAAUAAACAAACAAAUAAAUAAAGCGGAUUAUAAAUCAAACUACUUUAGGCCAGUUUAGCAGUCACCAUGAUUCAUCUGCUUUGUUUCUAAUUUUACUAGGUAGAAUAGCAGAAAAAUGAAAAUCUAACCAUUAUUGUGUAUUCUCAUAAUCUUAUGAAAUGAACCUUGUUUAAAAACAAUUACUGUCAAAGAGAAGGGAACAUUUGUAUUGUCCAAUUCCUGUGUCUUCAGAGGUAAGAGUUUAGGCAUUUUUAUUCACAUGAGAGCUGACUAUGUUUGAAUGUGUCUAGUUUUCAACAUUUUGGCACACAGAAGCCUGAUGAGUUUUUAAAAACAACAAAUGCCAUUCAUUCUUUCCACUUGAAAGCUUCUGUCUUCUCUUUCUUUUUCUUUUUUUUUUGUUUUUUUUGUUUUCUUUUU
This is a messenger RNA of Fukomys damarensis (Damara mole-rat), 3165 nucleotides long. It is a transcript of the gene Abcb10, whose product is annotated as ATP binding cassette subfamily B member 10. Gene Ontology annotation, molecular function: ATP hydrolysis activity; ABC-type oligopeptide transporter activity; ATP binding. The transcript is spliced from 15 exons. Bases 1 to 2235 code for a protein of 744 amino acids. Gene Ontology annotation, biological process: transmembrane transport. Lineage: Eukaryota; Metazoa; Chordata; Mammalia; Rodentia; Bathyergidae. The record is from RefSeq and is a predicted model, not a curated record. Gene Ontology annotation, cellular component: membrane.